UUAACUGCAAGAACUUGUUAUUACUGUGAAUAUCCUCGAUAUCUCUGUGGUGUUUUGUAAUAUAACUGUUGGAAGCUGAAUCAAUUAAAAAUGAGCUGCACCAUUGCUGUAAAGGCUGACGUUGUUGCCUAUCCAACUUUCCUUGCCUUAGGUUUGAUUCCUGAUUCCUCAAUCAAGGUUGAUUUUGUUGAAAAGAUUUCAAAUUCCAGCAAGAUUUCAUUGUUGUUGAAUAACGAAAAUGAUAUCAAGAUUGAUGACAUUAAAUCCUCUUUAAUCUACAUCUCCAGUUUGUUCCCGGACUAUUUCAAAUUUGAUUCAAUUAUCGAAAACUGGGUAGAUUUCGCGUUGGCCAAUCUAAUCAAGAAAAACUUCAAUGAUUUAUCAAAGGAUUUAAUUACUUUGAAUAACCAUUUGAACUUGAGAACAUAUGUAAUUGAUUAUUCAAUCUCUCUCGCAGAUUUGGCCAUUUUUGGAAUAAUCAAAUCAAAUCCUAUCCUUCUCUCAAUCAUUAAAUCCGGUAAUUACAUCAAUAUAACACGUUGGUUUAAUUUGAUCGAUUCAAUUGCUUCAAUUCAAUCUUCAAUUACUCAAUUCAAUGGAUUCAAACUACUCAACUCAAACAAAAACAAAGGCAAAGGCAAAAAAUCUGCUUCUGCAUCAAAUAAUGGCAAUAACAAUUCAUCCAAAAAGACGCACAAGGCUAAUUUCAAUAUCGACUUAAAAGACGCUCAAGAUGGUAAAGUCGUUACUAGAUUUCCUCCUGAGCCUUCUGGAUAUCUCCACAUUGGACAUGCUAAGGCUGCUAUUCUUAAUAAAUACUUUGCGGACAUGUACCAUGGUAAAUUGAUUAUAAGAUUCGAUGAUACUAACCCAGCAAAGGAAAAAAUGGAAUACCAAGACUCAAUCAUUGAGGAUUUGCAAUUGUUGGGUAUUAAAGGUGACAGACUAACCUUUUCUUCGGACUACUUUGACGAAAUGUACAACCUCGCUAUUAACAUGAUUAAAGAAAACAAAGCCUAUUGUGAUGAUACACCAUUAGAAACAAUGAGAGCUGAAAGAAUGGAUGGUAUUAAAUCCAAAAGAAGAGAUGCGUCGGUUGAAGAAAAUUUGGACAUUUUCACCAAUGAAAUGAAAAAUGCCACUGAAAAGGGUUUGACGUAUUGUUUACGAGCUAAGAUCUCUUAUGACAUUCCAAAUAAAGCUCUUAGAGAUCCAGUGAUUUACAGAUGUAAUUUAAUUCCUCACCACCGAACUGGGACUCAAUGGAAAAUGUAUCCAACCUAUGAUUUUUGUGUUCCUGUUGUUGAUUCGAUUGAAGGUGUGACACAUGCAUUAAGAACCAUUGAAUACAGAGAUCGUAAUCCGCAAUAUGUUUGGAUGCAAGAAGCGUUGCAUUUAAGACCUGUUCAUAUUUGGGAUUUUGCAAGAGUCAAUUUUGUUAGAACAUUAUUAUCAAAGAGAAAAUUGCAAUGGUUUGUUGAUAAAAAGUACGUUUCAAACUGGGACGAUCCAAGAUUUCCAACGGUUCGAGGUGUUAGAAGACGUGGGAUGACUGUGAAGGGGUUGACAGAUUUUGUUAUCAGUCAAGGACCAUCUAAGAAUAUUAUCAAUUUGGACUGGUCAUCAAUUUGGGCAUUUAAUAAAAAAGUCAUUGAUCCAAUUGCUCCAAGACACACAGCAGUUUUCAAGAAAGAUGCUUGUUUGAUUAGUUUAAGCGAUGGGCCAACAGAAAAGACCAUUGAAAAAAGACCCAAGCAUAAAAAGAACCCUGAUGUUGGCGAGAAGGAUGUGAUUUACACAUCAAGUUUGUUAAUUGAUCAAGAUGAUGCAUUGGCUAUUGCAACAGAUGGCGAUAAAGAAAUCACACUAAUGGAUUGGGGUAACAUUGUUAUUGUGAACGUUGUUAAAGAUGAAACAAGUGAAGUUGUUAAGGAAAUUCAAGGUAAAUUGAAUCUACAGGGUGAUUUCCGUAAAACUAAAAAAAAGAUAACUUGGUUGGCUAAUACGGACGAUAAAGUUGAAUUGGAUCUAGUUGAUUUUGACCAUUUAAUUACCAAGGACAAAUUGGAUGAAGGUGAUAACUUUGAGGAUUUCCUUACCCCAAAGACAGAAUUCCAUACUCCAGCUUACGGUGAUGUAAAUGUGUCUCAAAUGAAAGAAGGAGACAUUAUUCAAUUUGAAAGAAAGGGAUACUACCGUCUUGAUAAAGCGGCUACAGAAUCAUCGCCAGCUGUUUUCUUUACUGUUCCAGAUGGUAAAACUGUAAGCAAGUAUGGUAAUAAGAAAUAGAAGUGGAAGAAUUAUGUAUUUAUCUUUAUUGUAUUUCAAGGUUGUUUUUCUUUUUUUUUUCUUUUCUUUUAGAUUUUGUUUUGAAAUUUGAAAUUUGUUUUGGAUCCAUUUUCUUUGGAUUGUUAUUAAACUUGUUUUAAAUAUUAUACAUCAAUUAGUUCACUCUAGUACAUGCUGUUGAG
This is a messenger RNA of Ascoidea rubescens DSM 1968, 2471 nucleotides long. RefSeq names its product glutamate--tRNA ligase GUS1 (gene GUS1). The transcript has a single exon. Gene Ontology annotation, biological process: glutamyl-tRNA aminoacylation; translation. Gene Ontology annotation, cellular component: cytosol; methionyl glutamyl tRNA synthetase complex; cytoplasm. Bases 91 to 2289 code for a protein of 732 amino acids. The record is from RefSeq and is a predicted model, not a curated record. Gene Ontology annotation, molecular function: ATP binding; glutamate-tRNA ligase activity. NCBI's taxonomy places the organism in Eukaryota, Fungi, Ascomycota, Saccharomycetes, Ascoideales, Ascoideaceae.